Molecule: messenger RNA, 554 nt
Organism: Leptopilina heterotoma
Lineage: Eukaryota; Metazoa; Arthropoda; Insecta; Hymenoptera; Figitidae
Gene: Ndufb2
Product: NADH dehydrogenase [ubiquinone] 1 beta subcomplex subunit 2, mitochondrial-like
Exons: 3
Coding region: 102-410 (102 amino acids)
Cellular component (GO): mitochondrial inner membrane
Source: RefSeq, a predicted model, not a curated record
UGACACUUUUUCUCCUAACAUAUAGAAGAGCAGAUAUCUGAUUAUGUUGUCUUGAGCAGGGAGUAAUUGUCAAAAAUUUCGAUUUAAUUUAAAAUUUUAAAAUGUUGUUGUCUCGGGGUAAACAACUGGUACAAUGUGUGGCACAAACAACACUGAAGAGAAAUCGACUUGUCAAUAAACCACAAGUGAGGAAAGCAAGUGACUGGGAUGGACCAUGGAUGUAUAGAGAACCUGGUAAACCUGCAAGAACUGCUUAUAUAACUGCUGAAGUUGGUGGAGGAUUUGCAAUUUGGUGGAUUCUUUGGCAUUGUUGGCACGAUUGGCACCAUUUAGUGGGAUACGAUCUUCCUAAACACGAAAAUUUCACAGAUUCUGAACUUGGAAUUCCACCAGAUGACGCAGUCUGUUAAUAAAUUUAAAAAAGAACUAUGUAGAUAUUUUAGGAAAAACAAAAUCUUUUUUUUUUUUUAAAUAGUGGUUCGUUUGAAAACACUUCAUCUAAAAUGUCUCAAAAUUUUCCUAAAAAUACUUAAUAAACAUAUUAAAUAUUUUCA